AUGGAUCAUGGAAAUGAAGAAGUGGAAAGGGGCAGGCUUGCCGUGAUUCGACAGCAUGUUGAAAGUGUGAAGGAGGUGAUGAACAAUAACAUGCAAAGAGUGCUAGAAAGAGGUGAACAGCUGGAAAAUAUUGAGAAUAGAACGGAAGCACUCACUCAAUCGUCUCAAACCUUCCAUUGGACAGCACGACGCGUCCAGCGUCGAAUGUGUGUGAAGAAUGCAAAAUGGAUUAUUAUCAUCACUAUUUUUUUAAUGGUUGUUGCUGUUAGUAUCAUACUUAUUAUGCUGAAGAACUCUGGCGUUCUCGGUUAUUCUUCAUUAUAA
Messenger RNA from Brugia malayi, 324 nucleotides. RefSeq lists its product as uncharacterized. Gene Ontology annotation, biological process: vesicle fusion; vesicle-mediated transport. NCBI's taxonomy places the organism in Eukaryota, Metazoa, Nematoda, Chromadorea, Rhabditida, Onchocercidae. Bases 1 to 324 code for a protein of 107 amino acids. The transcript is spliced from 3 exons. The record is from RefSeq and is a predicted model, not a curated record. Gene Ontology annotation, molecular function: syntaxin binding; SNAP receptor activity. Gene Ontology annotation, cellular component: SNARE complex; plasma membrane.